This is a messenger RNA of Closterium sp. Naga37s-1, 717 nucleotides long. The record is from the annotation of a GenBank genome assembly. Lineage: Eukaryota; Viridiplantae; Streptophyta; Zygnematophyceae; Desmidiales; Closteriaceae.
AUGGCGGCCUCUGCCGCAUUGUCACUCCCUCUGCCGCCACGCCCUCUCCCCUGCCACGCCCUCAUCGGCUGCACUGCCUCCGCCGCCGUCGCCUCCGGCAGCAGCGGCGAGGGUUCUGUCGCUCUCGCGGUUCCGCCGCGCGCAGCAGGGCGGGCGCGCAGGGAGACGAUGGUGGGCGCGCACGCGCAUCAGGGGGCGCGGAGGUGGCGCGCCGUGCGAGCGACUAUGGGGGGCGCGGAAGGAGGAGGUGGGGAGGGGGACGGGGAGGGAGAGGCGGACGGGAAGAAGGGUGGGGGCGAGGGGCAGCAUGGCUGGGAGGCGUGGCAGGUGGCGCAGCGGAUGUACGCGGCAGUGAACGCGCGGGACGUGGCGGGCGCAGUGGCGUGCAUGGCGGAGCGGUGUGAGUACCAAGAUAUGAUCUACCGUGAUGCCCUCCAUGGCAAACAGGCGGUGGAGCAGCACCUGAGGCGCGUGCUGCACGCCAUGCCGCCCGGAGUGGCCUUCAUUAUUGACGACAUCUCCACCGGGGAUGCCCGUGUCUGCGGGGUGAUGUGGCACGCAGAGGUGGACGGCCGGCCUCUCCCAUUCAGCCGCGGCUGUUCCUUCAUUCGCUGCCAACCUGAGAACGGUGCUCUGCGCAUUGUGUUCGUGAGGGACAUCCCCGAGCCGUCCUUCAAGCCAGGCUCGGCUGCCCUCGUGAGUGCCUCUGCUGCCCUU